AUUUUUAUGUAGCGUCGCGUCGAUCUGCGUCGUCGACUUUUCUCUUUACGCGCGCUGUUUUCUCUGCCACCCCCGCAAACCCGAUGCAAAGAAAAAAAGAAAGAAAACAACGGCUCGAUUAAUUCUUCAUCCGCGAGUGUUUGUUUCUGCUGCUCAGUGAUCGAAGGAUUUAUCGAUAAAAUGACUGAAAGUUGUUUCAAACACGUGUCAAUGGGUAGUGAAGGAAGAUUCUACGAUCGACGAGCAAACGAUGAUAUUUCGCGACAAUAUUUCUUGCUUGAUGCUGCGAAAGGAAGAGUGUAAAGAAAAGCGCGCGAAAAUUGAAAGGAAAGACUCGAGGAUUUUCAGUGAUUAUGGUCGGUUUAUAUGUCGGCUGAUAUUGAUGAUCUAAGGGUUGAUAUUCGACAAAAUCUUCACUCGGAUCGAUUUCGAAUAGAUUGCAGGCCUGUCUCGUGUCGUUGCUUGGACCUAUUCCAGGCAAACCGAAAAUCAGUGGCGAGCCAACGUGAUCGAAAACCUCCCCGCAGUGCUUCACCUUUUCUUUGAAUCAUGAAAUAACGUUCACGAAGAAAUACGUCUGGUGAUUAACCAUUAGAAAAAGAUUUUUCAACGUACACCCGCUUCGUCCAUCUUGAAAUGAUUUUUCAUUCGAAAUCUUGUUACUAAUUAAUUUGAUUCCUCCGCACGAAGCGAUCAUACACUUUGUCGAAGUUUACUAAGGCAACUUAUAAUUUUCGAUCAUUUGACCAACCCUUAAAAGCCAUACAACCGAUGAUGCCCAUAAACGGAAAUAGCGUACGAAUGGCUAGUUCGAAGGUUUGAAAGCAUCCUAGAAAGUUUUCCACAUGGGAGUAAUUAGCGAACUCGAUACUGCUCUCGAAUGGAAAGAUCUGUGAAGCGUGCAAUUACACUUCGCGUGAUGGAAUCAUCUUGAAAAUCUAUAGAGAAAGGAAAGCAAAAUUCAAUUUUCGAUCGCUCGGUCGAAACUUGACGGUCAUAGACGAACAGUUUAGAAAGGAUACACCGUACGGACGUCUAGUUUGAAGGGUUGAAAGCCUGUCGAAAAGCUUUACUCCCAACAGUAAUUAUAAUAACAUUCAAAGUUCGUUUGGCAAAACUUUGCGCGUUACGUACCUAUACACGGCAUCGUCGUUACGAAGGGUGGAGUGUAUAGACAUCCAGCUUAAAGGGUUAAAAGCGUUCCGAGAAGCUGCAGAAUUUAAGGAUACGUUCAGAAUACAUAGAUGCCCCGAAAAGUUGGCAACGCGUUUAAAAUCGUGAACGGUGCCGUCGUGAUCGUGAUCGUGAUUGCGAUCGCGGCAGAGGCGAUAGACAAGGUGAGCUCAGGUGUAAGUUGUCCAGGUGGCAGUCGGUUGAACGCUACUUUUUGAACCGGCUGUGUUGCUACGGUGAAUUCUGCGGCCUCGGUGGACACGUAGCAUGGUCACCGUUGAUUACGGCUAUCAUGCCGGUCGUUGCAGGUUAUCGGCGGAAGUGGCGAGCGGUUAGGUCGGAAGCGCGUGGGACGCGUGUCCGGCGAGCUUUAAUAUAGCUGGUGGAUGAGAGGCAGGAGGAAAAAAAGAGAGGAGACGGUGAAGGAGGGGUUGCGGUACGCGGUUGUGGAUGCGGUGCUGGCUGCUUUAAUUAGCGUUUAACCGAAGAGGAAAAACAAGAGGCGUCGGAUUAGAGGUACCAGAGUCGGGCGAACGUUAAUGAGAGAAAUCAAUUUAUUUCUCGUUCCAUUUCGUCCUGUAUAUUUUGACGAGGCAAAAGAAAAAAUGUCGAUCAUGGAUCGUGGACGAUGGUAGAUAAAAAGAGGUCGGAAGUGCGUAAGAUGAAAGUGCAGGAAGUCGCGAGUGAACCGGAUACUGUACGAGGAUGACCUAACAGCAAGUCUCGAUUGAAACCAUUCGUCGUUUGCUUUUGCCUGUUCGCGUACGAGUGCUCUGUGGGAUUCGUGACGAGGAUAACGAGAAACAACGAACGAGAGAACAUGUGGAGUGUACUGUUACUCGUCGGACUAACGAAGGCUGUCUCCAACGUCGCUGGGAUCGCUUCCACCGUUGACGAGAAAUCGGUUCCAUUGGUAAACAUCAGCGUCGUGGAAGGAAAGCCAGCGGAAUUACCAUGCGACAUCACUCCACCGGGAGAGGACACCCUUCAUAUGGUGUUUUGGUUCAAGGACGAGGCCGGGGUACCCCUGUACACGAUCGAUGCACGCGAGAAGCCGGUGACCAAGGCUCAACACUCGUCCGAUUCAGGCGUGUUCGGUCCUCGAGCGUAUUUUCGAACCGCCUUUCCAAGUCCGGCCGUUUUGGUGAUCGAGGACAUCAAGAGACACGACGCAGCUACCUAUCGAUGCAGAGUCGACUUCCGGAAAGGGCAGACACGGAGUUUCCGGUACAACCUCACCGUGAUCGUACCACCGGAACAACCAACUAUCCUGGAUCAAUGGGGCAGGAUAGUAAACGGAACGGCAGGACCCUACGAGGAGGGUGACACUCCUUCUCUAACGUGUCGUGUAACCGGGGGAAAACCUGAGCCUAUGGUUCGAUGGCUGAUCAAUGGUCAGGUGAAGGACGAAGAGUACGAGAAGAAUGCUGGUGACGUUAUAGAGAAUAGGUUAAGCCUGCAACCGAUCACUCGAUCCGAUCUUGGAUCGAAUUUUACCUGUCAAGCAAGAAACACGGACCUAAUAGAGCCAAAGGAGUCUUCGAUUACCUUGGAACUAAAUCUAAAACCAUUGACGGUGACCAUUAGAAGGCCAGGCAAAAAAGGAGUGGGAAAUGAAUCGCUAUUGGCGGGAAAACGUUACGAGGUGGAAUGCGAGACCAUGGGAUCGAGACCACCGGCGGUGAUCACUUGGUACAAGGGACGAAGAAGACAGCUGAAGCACACGACGGACGAGAGAUCCGAGAAUCGAACGAUGAGCAUGGUGGAGUUCGAACCUGGAGUGGAAGACCAUGGAAAAUCGAUCACCUGCAGGGCGGAAAAUCCGAACGUGACGGGACUGUUCGUUGAAAAAUCAUGGAAAAUCGACGUAGUAUAUCCUCCGAUCGUGUCGUUGAACCUCGGCUCGACCCUAAGUCCCGAGGACAUCAAGGAAGGCGACGACGUUUACUUCGAGUGUCACAUCAGAGCUAAUCCACCUUGGUCGAAGUUGACGUGGAUACACGACAACCAAAUAUUGGCACACAACACGUCGGCCAGGAUAAUUUGGUCGAAUCAGAGUCUGGUGCUUCAGAGCGUUACCAGAAGUAGCGCCGGCAAGUACGUGUGCGCUGCGACGAAUGAUUUGAACGAAACGCGAAGCGAGCCUCUUCAUUUUCGCGUCAAAUUUGCUCCGGUGUGCAAGGAGGAUCGAAUCAUAGUUGUCGGCGCGUCCCGGGGCGAGUCGUUGGAAAUCGUUUGCAAAGUGGAGGCCGAUCCACCGGCGCACAAUUUCCGAUGGAAGUUCAACAACAGCGGAGAAACGUUGGAAGUAGCACCGGGUAGAUUCUCGAUGGAGAAGUCGAGCGGUGUUAGUGUGCUGCGAUACACGCCGACCACCGAGCUGGAUUACGGCACUCUGUCCUGCUGGGCGGACAAUUUUGUCGGUACACAGGCGAGACCGUGUCUCUUCCAGCUGGUAGCCGCCGGAAAACCGUUCCCGGUACGUAACUGCACGCUAGCCAACCAGACUUACACCAGCGUCGAGGUAAAGUGCGUGGCCGGUUACGACGGCGGGCUCCCGCAAAAAUUCAUCCUGGAGGUGUACCACGGCGACGUGGAUUUCCUCUCGACCAGCCAACCCCUUUACAACGUCUCGAAUGCUGACGAACCAAGUUUCUCAUUGGCCGGCUUGGAGACGACCGUCGAGGCUGGUGUUCACGUGGCGGUGUACGCGGUGAACGCUAAGGGUCGUAGCCAACCUGUCAUUCUCAGCGAAGUCACUUAUCGCGACGCUGAGAAACGUACCGGACAAGACGCUGGAAUCGUGCUAUCACCGUUGAUAGGUGUGGUGGUCGGAGCGUUGGUCACGUUGGUCCUGAUCAUCCUAGUGGUAGUGGUCAGAGUACGACGGGAACGAGUCUCGAAACCUCGACACGAGAAACCGGCGGAACUUAGCGAAUUACCUGCGCAACAAUAUCCGCUGCAAAACACUCAACAAACCGUGGAAACCGAUCCCGACGUGAUACCAAAUAAAUUUGAGGGUAGCCUGGUCGAAGUGAGCCCGCCGAGUUAUCCAGGUGGAUAUCCCCCGGGACACUGGGUCACGCCGGGACCUACGCCAAGCAUAGACGAGCUCUGCCACAAAUUCAGUGGAAGACCAACGGAGCUGAGGUUACCGUCGAGAAGCACGAUACCGAGUUUACAGAGCAUGUCCAUGACGGGAGUGAUGGUGGGCGGUGGACAGGGUGUGCUGGUCAGUGGCGCCGGCAGCGUGGCUGGCGUGGGUGGCGCGGUCGGUAGCGGGCAGGGCGUCGUAGUCGCUGGAGAAUGCCUGGACGGCGAAGCGAUUAAGAGACGAUUAAUGGCUAACAGGCUGCCAGAGAGUUGCGUUUAGACAUUUUUUGCUAACGCGUUCGUCGUUUCCUGUUCAAUCGACCUCGACGAUUCCCGUAGCCAGUUAUCGAAUUCGAGCCUCGCCGCGACCACUGACCACCCACACGAUCAUUCGAAUCGCGAGGACACCCUCUUCGAGCACGAACGAGCGAGAGUCGUCGAAAGUUUUAUUCCAGGCGAGCAGCUUGCAGACAAUCCACUUGUGUGUCGUUGCGAACGAUCGUACGAAAGAUGCGUUCACGAGAACUCGUCGCUCAAAACUGAGUUCCCCAUGGUCAACUGAAUGGACAAUUGUCCAUCAAACGUUUUUCACUUACGAUUAGCUUACACGUUCCUGUCCUACUUCUUUUUUCUAACAUCGAGAAACGAUAUCCGCCAAAAUGUGUUUCGUAAACGUUUCCUCGAUAGUUAAGCAACAAUUUUUUGUUUCUGUUUCCCUCCCCGAAAAAGACGCUGAGCGAAACGGGAAAAGAGUUAGGUGAAAAGUUGCUCUCGAGUUUUUCACCUGGGUAAAGAGGCUGCAAAGUUGUCUCCUGCUGUCGACGCAACUUUUCCUUCCUACUGUUUCCCAUAGGUCGACUCGAAUUCCAAUGAUCUUCGACAGUGUCUGCUCGCAUAUUUCUUCUUUCCUACGUGAUUCCCGUUACGGUACAAGACACACCCGUGGAAAAUUUCAUAUCACGAACAAAUAGCGACAGCUACGAGCAAUGUAUCGCGGAUACGUCAACCACUUUUGAAAUUAUUAGCGAGAAAGAAAUGUUGACGUUGAUAAAAAUUUCUUCAAACGAAUUGUCCAUUCGUACGAAUGGAUACUUGUGAGCUAUAGCGGAAGGAAAUCGUGGUAGACGUAUACCGAUCGAAUCCUCCAGACAUCGAUACAUUAGGCCAAGGUACCGCGAGCAAAGAUAAAAGCUUCUUGAACGACCCCUCUUCCGGUUCCUUCGAAUGAAGAUGGAUGGAGGAACCGCGCGAAAAUGUACGUUGGAUAGCAGACAAAAGGGAAGAGGGGGAGAGAGGGCUGAGAAUAUUGACACAAAGGGAGAAAAAGGGAGAGCAAACAAGGGAAGAUACAGGGGGAAUGAAAAGAUAACGCGAUGCUACUUUGCUGAGUUGUAGGAAGACGAGUGAAACGCGAGAAUUUCGAAGCCGAUCAAUCAGCUUCGACUGCUGGAAAAUAUAUCUGCAAUAGGAGACGCGUUCCGACGCGGUACAUGAAUUCUCACGUUUUCGAUUAUUUUCAUCAAUAUUUAUCGACAGGGCAAUCUUUCAAAAUUUCAAAAUCUCUCUAAUUUUAAAUGAAAAUUAUUCUAAACGAAAAUAAAAUGGCAUCUUUCAAGAAUAAAAAUGAAAAACUUGACUUAUGGCUGUACUGAAAAAUUAGAUAAAAUAUUAAGUCAUUUUUUUAUAAAUUUUAUCUAAUCUGUAAUCAAAAACGAAUCGCUGUUCUGAUUUCAUUAAAUCCAAACGAGCGAUGAACAGGAAAAGGGAUAAGGCCGAAACGAGGUGGCACGUAGUACCUUUAUACUCUGGUGAAAAAUUCAAUUUAUAAGGUCAGAAAUACCGGGCUUCCAGUGACACUUUACGACGAAGUCAUGAAGCUUGACGACGAAACUAGGAGUGAAAAAAAAAAGGGAAAAAUGAAAAAAUGAAAAUAGGAGAAAGGUGAGUAAGUGUGUCUAUUCCUAAGAGAAUGAAGCGCGACGAAUUUCGUCCAAGACUCUCGCUCAAACUGCUGGUUCGUACUUUUAAUGUGAAAAAGAGAAUAAUUCUGAAAGAAAACGUUAAGUUAUUGUAUGCGUGAAACGUCGAGUGUUUCUUUCGAUGUACUUAAGAGGAAAACACGAGAAGGAUAAUGGAAACAGAUAAAAAAAAAUUAACUAAAAAGUCGUUGCUCGUUAGUUAAUGUCAUAUCGUUGUACAUAAGUAUGUAUCGUUAAAGAAUUUUUCGAUGAGAUCGACUUCGAAACACAAUUGCACGAACGUUGAUGAUCAUUUUCAUCUUUUUCGAUGAAAAUAACGAGAGAAGGACGAAGAGAAAUUAAAAAUCCAUGAAUGGUAAUGGACCUUUUUUUAUCGGCGAUCGUUCGUUCCGAAAGGGUGAAAGCAACCCUCGAAGUUGCGAUAAAUAUUUUUUACAAGGAAUAUAUUCAAAAUUUCAAUUUAUCCGUGUUUUUGGUACUGACACGCAGUUUACGUGUGCAAACUUUUAUAAAAAUUGUUGAACAUUUACCGUUUGAAAUAGCUAUUAAACGAAAACGUUUUUUUUUUAAAUCUAAAACAUGCAGUAUUUAUCAAAAUCGGCGUGUAUCGUUGACACUACUGCGAAGGUAUUGAUUGUUACUCGAUAGAAAACAUACAGUGAGUAAGAAAAAACAUGUGGAAUGCAAUAUUUUAUAGUUAAUAUUGUUUGAGGCUUUUUCGAGUGUAAACCGCGAGGGG
This is a messenger RNA of Osmia bicornis bicornis, 6984 nucleotides long. Its product is annotated as nephrin-like. Bases 1994 to 4546 code for a protein of 850 amino acids. The record is from RefSeq and is a predicted model, not a curated record. The transcript is spliced from 14 exons. Lineage: Eukaryota; Metazoa; Arthropoda; Insecta; Hymenoptera; Megachilidae.